AUGAGCAACUUGGCCACUCGAAGCGCGAACGAAGGCGCCAAGUACAGGCAGCUCUUUGUUGACUUGAGACACAUUCUGAUAGAGAAUCCACUACCACAAUCAACCGCAACAGAAUCAACCACAAACAACGCAGCUUUAAAAUCAUCCAACAGUGUACCAUAUAAUCCAACAAAGGCCAGAACUUUUGACAGGAGGAAUACACCAUUUGUCACAAGACCCAUUAAUACUCACCCACAACCACCUCCUAUCGCUGAUGAGCCUACUGCUCGAACCUCUAUAGUGCCUGAAAAACAUGUAUAUUCACAACCACUACCGCCCCCACCUGCUUCAAUGCCUGUACAUAAAACAAGCCCUCCUGAUGCCACUAUACCAAAGCCCCAGGCGAAACCGUCGUUACAGUCGAUAUCUGCCAUAGCAGCACCAGAGACACCAAUACAGCAAGGCCCUCCUACAGAACAACCGGUUAUCUCAAAGGUCAAAGAGGUCCAGGAAGAUCGUAUAAAAACGCCUAAUAUAGUGGAAGAAGAAUAUCAUACUAUAGCCAUCGCCGAUUUGGAAAAACUGAUCCGAGAACAUUCAGACUCGCUGCAGCGAUUCCACACGCUAGGGCCAGAUGGAGAGUAUCAACGCCACAUGAUAUGGAAGACCUUUGCGAAAGUAGUAAAACAGCCAAAGCAAAGAGCCCUGCUGACCAAGGAAAUAUGUCUACAAGUCUUGGCUGCUUGUCGGACCCUUCGAGUCGCUGGAAUUGAAGACCGAAUGAACCAAAUUUUAAAUAUCUGUAACGAGAACGGGUUUAACAUCGGUCGACUUGGCUAUCAUUCGAUGUUGGCGGCAAUUGCCAGAAGAGGCGACCGUAUGUCUACCUGUGACAAGGUCCUGAAUGAUAUGAGUCAGGCCGGCGUCUUCCCCACACAACGAACAUAUUCACUAUAUCUCCUGGCAUUGAUUAAUAUAAAAGGAAUAGCAGAAGGUGAAAAAUGGUUGGAGGACGCCGUUGGUCGGGUCGCUAUAGCAGUCACUCAUCAGGAAGAACGUCCUGCAGUCGCAGAUGUUGAAGAUCCAGCUGAUCUCAUCAAUGACAAUAAUAGUGAUAGCAGUACUACUCAACCCUCUAAUGCUCAGAGUACACGCUCUGAUACCUUCAGACGAGAUUCGCAUGUAGACUAUGCACUGUUACAUGGAUACUAUCGGGAACGACGUUAUAGACAGGCGAUUGAACUGACAGACUCUCUACGAAGCCAGAGCCUCGACCUCCCUGCUGGAAUGUAUUAUAUAUUGCUGAAAGUUUACAUCAGAAUGAAGGAUUUGAAUAUGGCCACACAAAUUUUUGCUGAGAUGCAAUCGAAAGGUUUCAUCAUCAAUCGACUCCCUUAUGAAGCCAUGAUACAAGGAUGGUUGUCUUUAUUAGAUCCGAAGAAAGGGCUGACUGUUAAGAUUGACGGAAUGGCCGACAAUCUGCUCCGAAGUAGCGAAUUCAGCCAUGCUGAAAACAGUCAAACAGUAUUAGGUCCUGUCAGCAAAACUGCUUUGAAGGAACAGCAUAUAGCCCCAUCCAUUAUUGACGGUACUCAAAUCAAUAAUAACAGUAAUAGUAACUCCUCCGCUGCUCUGAAUAUACCAACGGGUACUGAUGGUGAAACUUAUUGUCUCCAAAAGGGAAGUCAAAUCUAUCAGGAUAUGGUAGCCGCCAAUAUAGAGCCCGGAAUCAACACGUAUCAGAUAUUUAUGGCAGUACAUCUUCGACAACAGCAAUAUGGUGCCGUGAUGGCCCUGUAUCGUGACUUGCUCGCUUCAAAUCUACAUCCGAACGUAGUUGUAUACACCAGCGCCAUGACGGCUGCUGCAGCUCUACAUGACUGGUCUGCAGUAGAUAAAAUGUUUGAUGCAGCGAGACAUACCGAUGAAGGUUACCUAGACGUCCAUAUAUAUACCACUUAUAUGAGCUCCUUGACCAAGAGUGGUAGGGCAGAUCAAGUAGAAAAGUUUUUCGAACAAAUGAAGCGAGAGAGGAUUGUCCCAACCUUGUAUACUUGGGACGCACUGUUGCAAUCCAAGUGUGCGAUGGGAGAUCUGGUAUCUGCUCAAAAAAUUGUGUCGCAAAUAGAAUCUCAUGGUUGGUCUAAAAAUCUCCGGAUUCGGAAUUCGCUUUUGUAUGGUCUCUGUGUCGCUGGUGACUUGAAGGGCGCUGGACAGACCUUUGAUCAAAUGAGAUCCGACGGGCUGACACCAGAUGUAACCAGCUAUAACAUACUCUUAUGGGGUCACAAUGCGAAUGGAGAUGUUGAAAGUGGACUGGCGUGGUAUUCUCGUCUGAUAGCAGAUGGUCUCCAGCCGGAUGUCGCUACGUUUAAUAUACUCAUAGCUGCAAACGCACAUCGUCUAGAUGCAGCAGGAGCUAUGGAUGCCUUCCAGUCUCUAGUAUCAAAUAAUCUAAAACCCGAUGUAUAUUCGUUAGUACCACUCAUGGCGGUCCAUGCUCGAAGAGGUAAUGUCAAUCUGGCAAAGGAUGGUCUGGCAUUGCUCCAACAGCAUGAGAUAUGUGCUACCCCUCCGUUUAACAUAAUAAUGAGCUAUCGAUCGAGACAAAACGACCUGAAGGCACUUGUAGAUGAAUAUUGUAGGGUAACUCAGGGAGCUCAAGGGUCGGAUGCUGUUGCACCAGAUAUACGAACAUUUGAUAUUCUUGUAAGGGCCUUUGGUAUUGCAGGAGAUGUGGUAAAUGCUCAGUUUUGGUUUGACGAAGCAGCCAAGUUUAAUAUUGUACCAGAUGCCAUGUUGUAUAACGCAUUGCUCUCAGCAUACACGAGGGCUGGUGACUUUGAAGGUGCAGGCAGAGUGCAUGCACAAAUGGCAGAAAAUGGAGUACUCUCGUGGGCAGUUACAAACACCUUUAGAUCUUCUAUUGCUCCAUCAAUGUCUCAGGAGCUGCAAUCAUAA
Molecule: messenger RNA, 2940 nt
Organism: Synchytrium microbalum
Lineage: Eukaryota; Fungi; Chytridiomycota; Chytridiomycetes; Synchytriales; Synchytriaceae
Exons: 2
Coding region: 1-2940 (979 amino acids)
Molecular function (GO): protein binding
Source: RefSeq, a predicted model, not a curated record